AUGGGGGAAUUCCACAUUCUUAGUUGGAAUGUUCGAGGUUUGAAUAAGAGGGAUAAGCAACGAUCCCUUAGUGCUUUUUGUCAAGUGAAUAAGAUUGGUUUAGGUGCUUUUCUUGAGACCAAAAUAAAGGGAGAAAAAGUGGAGGAUAUGAUGAGAAGUUAUUUUAAUGGUUGGAGCUUUUAUAAAGGGAUUAUCAAUGAAGGUAGAAUUCUGUUGGUGUGGAAAAGUAAUAUACUGGUUGUGGAUAUUAUUCAAGAGAGUGACCAAUUUAUGCAUACUCUUAUUAAAGAGGUCAGAUAUAAUAGGAAGUACUGUAUUACUUUUGUUUAUGGCAGAAAUACUAUCCAAGAAAGAUAUCAGUUAUGGAGGGACUUAUCGAAUCUUCAUUUCCCUGCUACUGCCUGGUUACUGACAGGUGAUUUCAACUCAGUGUUUAAUGUUGAUGAUAGACUUGGGGGUCGGCCAGUGAUGGCAGCUGAAGUGGUUGAUGCUCAAGGUUGGAAAGCUUUAGGUUUGGCGGAUGAGCUUAGAUCUAUUGGCUCACACUAUACUUGGACUAAUAACCAAGAUGGAGGUGGUUUCGGGUUUAGGCCUUUUAAAUUUUUCAACAUGUGGAUUGAUCAUGCUAAUUUCAAGAGGACUGUGUUGGAGAGUUGGUACAAACCAGUUCAGGUUGUUGGUCUUGAUAGAGUGAUGGUGCAACUUAAAAGGUUAGCUAGAGUUCUGAGGCUGUUUAAUAAACAGCAAGUGGGAGAUGUUGAACGGAAUUUUCAGAUUGCUAAGGAGAAUUAUAAUCGGGCUCAAAUUCAAUGUCAGAAAAAUCCUCUUGUUGCUGGUUUUCAAAUAGAAGAGCAAAUUGCUUGUACUGAAUUGACCCAGCAGUAUAAAAUUUAUGACAGCUACCUUAGACAAAGAAGUAAAGUGAACUGGCUCAGAUGUGGUGAUGAUAACACAGCCUUUUUUCAUGCUUGUUUGAAGCAUCAGAAGGAAAUUAAUCGUAUUACUUCUUUUGUUUCUGACACAGGGCAGUUAGUUGAGGAUUUUGAUGAAGUGGUGGAUCAUUUUUUAGUGCAUUUUCGGAAUGCUUUGGGCAGCAACAGUAAGACAGAUGUUAAAAAUGCUAUGUUUAGCAUUGGGUUUAUUAAGAGUUCGGGUCCAGAUGGAUAUGGUUCGGGGUUCUUUAAAGCUAUGUGGAAUGAAAUUGGUGAUGACAUUUCAGAUGCCAUUUUAGGCUUCUUUCAGCAUGGAUCACUUCCUAAAGGCCUAAAUAAUGCUUUGUUAACUUUGAUUCCUAAAGUUCCGAAUCCUACUAAGGCAGUGGAAUAUCGUCCUAUAGCUUGCUGUAAUGCAUUAUAUAAAUGCAUUUCGAAUAUGAUUUGUAGUAGAUUGAAUGUGGUCCUUCCAGUGCUAAUAAACCAAAACCAAGGAGCUUUUGUGAAAAAUAGACUUUUAACUCAUAAUAUCCUUAUCUUUCAGGAUAUUCUUAAAGGCUAUAGGAGGAAACAUAUAUCUCCUCGUUGCGUGAUGAAAGUUGAUCUAAGCAAAGCUUAUGAUUCAAUUGAUUGGAAUUGUUUGGAGGACAUUCUAACUGCCUUUUGUUUUCCAGGUCUUUUUAUUAAAUGGAUCAUGACUUGUUUAAAGGACUUUUCUUAUUCUAUUCUGCUAAAUGGAAGAAUUCAGGGGUGUUUUACAGGAAGGAAGGGAUUAAUACAAGGGGACCCGAUCUCCCCUUUGUUGUUUGUGCUUAUUAUGGAAUAUUUUACUAGAAGCCUCAUCCAAGCUACUCAGGAUAAAGUUUUUAAGUUUCAUCCUAGAUGCAAAAAGCUGAGAUUGGCUAGUUUAUGCUUUGCAGAUGACCUUGUUCUGUUUUGUAAGGGGAACAACUCUUCAGUUCAGGUUAUUCAGGAUUGUUUUAAAGCCUUUAGUGCGGUUUCUGGGUUAAUAGCUAACUUGGAGAAGUCGAAAAUUUAUUUUGGGGAGCUGUCUGUGACUGAAACCAGCGAGAUAUUGAAGGAGAUUCAGAUUGCUGAAGGGGAUUUUCCUCUCAAAUAUCUUGGGGUGCCUCUAAGACCUACAAAGUGGCAAGCUGGGGACUGUGAUGUGCUUUUGGGGAUAAGAGCCUUUUGGAUGAGUAUCUUCAUGCUCCCUAAGAAAAUUAUUGCUGAGAUUGACCAUCUUUGCAGGAAAUUUCUGUGGGGCUCUAGUGGGAGGAAUGAUAACAGGAGUAAGUUACAUCUCACAAAUUGGGAUCAAGUCUGCCUUCCCAAACAGAUGGGGGGUGUUGGGUUUAAGGAUAGUGUUAAAUGGAAUAUGGUUUUGCUUGCCAAAUACAUAUGGGCUGUUUCUACUAAACAGGAUGUUCUUUGGGUCAAAUGGAUAGAUGCCAUUUACCUUAAAGGACAAUGGAAUAUGGUUUUGCUUGCCAAAUACAUAUGGGUUGUUUCUACUAAACAGGAUGUUCUUUGGGUCAAAUGGAUAGAUGCCAUUUACCUUAAAGGACAAUCAAUUUGGGAUCAUAAGCUUCAAGUAGAUGUAAGUUGGUACUGGCGCAAUCUCAUUAAGUUGUCUACUAUCAUUAAUGCAGAAAUCCUGGCUAAGUCUACUGUGAAGAACAAAUUACAUACCAGCAAGCUAUAUGAGCUGUUGGUUCACAAGGAUAGAGUUCCUUUUUUUCAUGUUGUCUGGUGCAAUUUAUCUAUGCCCAAGCAUAGAUUUAUACUUUGGCAAGCGACUUUGGGGCACUUACUAACUAGAGACAACUUGGUUAAGUGUCAUUUACAGAUUAUUUCUGAGUUGUGCCCUGUGUGUGAGUUGCAGCAAGAAAGUCAUGAUCACCUCUUUUUUCAGUGCCCUUUCUCGCAAAUGGUGAGGCAAAGAGUGGCUUCUUGGCUGAAUUGGGAUAUUUGGCCUAUCCAUUACCAAGAAUGGAUUAAUUGGAUGAAGGGGAAGCCGAAAGGUCUCCAGCAAAAACUGCUUGCUGCUGGUCUAGCUGCUGUGGUUUAUUUGGUCUGGUGGAAUAGGAAUCAAUGCCUAUAUAAUCAUUGUUCUUUCUCUGUUAACUCAGUUUUUACUGUGUUGCAAAAUAGUUUAUGUGCUAGAGUUAAAAACUUGUCUAGUUGUAAGCUUUCUAGUAAGGAUGUAAGGUUUCUUGAGAGUGUUAAUUUGUUGUAA
Messenger RNA from Humulus lupulus (European hop), 3171 nucleotides. RefSeq lists its product as uncharacterized. Bases 1 to 3171 code for a protein of 1056 amino acids. Lineage: Eukaryota; Viridiplantae; Streptophyta; Magnoliopsida; Rosales; Cannabaceae. The transcript is spliced from 4 exons. The record is from RefSeq and is a predicted model, not a curated record.